GAGAAUUUUCCACUUUAUCUUAAAUAUUCGAAUCCUAAAACACUUUUUCCUGUUUUAUAUAAACACAAAAAAGAAAAUGGGCGAUCAUGACGAUUUUGAAGAUAACCAGUACCCAGACAACGACGAGUUUGUUCCAUACGUGACUGCCGGCAAUCUCACACAAAGAAAUGGCGCGAAAGUGGCGAUUUGGGGCAAAAUCACUAGAGUAUCAGCGAGCGAGGGCUUUUACAUCAAGACUGUCGAUGACCAAGAAGUACUUAUCAAACUGAGGAAGCCCUUAGACGAGCCUUUGGAAGGCUGGUACGAGAUAUUUGGCGUGUCUCAGGGGAAGAGCAUACUAUGCGAUGAAUACGUGCCUUUUAAUCAAGAAAUGACCAAGAAUGUUGAUGUCGAAGGACACAAAGGCUUGGCGAGAUUGUUAGCAGCUCUGGAUGAUCCCUGGAACCUCGGGGAUGAAGGAUCAAAUGGGUUAAAUGGUGUAAUGCCAAUGGAAUGAUUGUGGCUUUAUUGGAUAUUUUAGCAUGUAAGUUUGUUUACUGUACAUUUCAAGAAUAAAAAUAAUUUAAAACA
This is a messenger RNA of Cydia amplana, 570 nucleotides long. RefSeq lists its product as uncharacterized. The transcript has a single exon. The record is from RefSeq and is a predicted model, not a curated record. Gene Ontology annotation, biological process: DNA recombination; DNA replication; DNA repair. The coding region runs from base 77 to 496 and encodes 139 amino acids. Gene Ontology annotation, molecular function: DNA binding. Gene Ontology annotation, cellular component: nucleus. Lineage: Eukaryota; Metazoa; Arthropoda; Insecta; Lepidoptera; Tortricidae.